Molecule: messenger RNA, 636 nt
Organism: Gongylonema pulchrum
Lineage: Eukaryota; Metazoa; Nematoda; Chromadorea; Rhabditida; Gongylonematidae
Source: the annotation of a GenBank genome assembly
AUGGAUCCGAAUAAACCCCAGUAUUUCCUUCAUCCAGGUGCCUAUGAUCCGGCAACUCUCACCGGCGCAAAGCUGCAAGUAUUGACUGGUGCACCGAUGACCGUGGUAGCAGCGGUGCAAAAAGCCCAGCAGCAGCAUGUCGCAGCUACGCUUGCAAAUGUUGUCGGCGCACCUGUUGCUGUGAAUAUUGACAUACAAGCUCUAACUGAUAUGGCUCAUCGUGAAUACCAGGCUGGUGAUUAUUUGAAUGCCGAACAGCAUUGCUCCGCAAUCUGGCGCGCCGAUCCAAACAACGUUGGUGUGCUGCUCCUUCUCUCGUCCAUACAUUUUCAGUUAAAAAAUUUGGACAAGUCUAUGCAAUUUUCAACACUGGCCAUUAAAGCAAAUCCGAAUUGUGCGGAAGCUUACAGUAAUUUAGGCAAUGUGUUCAAGGAAAGAAAUCAACUUACUGAUGCAUUAGAAAAUUAUAAAAUAGCUGUACGACUGAAACCGGAUUUCAUCGAUGGAUAUAUCAAUCUAGCAGCAGCACUGGUGGCAGCUGGCGAUCUGGAACAAGCUGAGUUGUACUGUGUACGAAGCGAUCUUGGCAAUUUGCUGAAAGCAAUGGGACGACUUGAGGAAGCUAAGAUUGAAUAA